AUGAUAACACGAAGUCAUCCUGGUUACAUAGAGAUAGAGGUAACUCCUCACCUGGCUGACGUCACAAUCGAAAGUCAGAUUAUAGGGACAGGAAUCAAAACAGCAUUUAAUCUUGAACAAAACCAGACCAGAGUUAUAAUCAAUACAGAAGAACAUCCGGGACUUUACAUCAUCAGGUUGAUUCAGAAUGGAUCUGUACUUGUGACCAGAUACAUUCAUGCUGUUUGCCAGAAACAUGUCACUCUCAACUUCAAUCAUACCUAUUCAAUACAGUCACCAGAAUUUCCUCUGCCUUACCACGCAGGCCUACGGUGUUCAUGGAAAAUAACCAAAAUUAGGAAUGACACCUGGUUCAAGAUUGAUAUAGUGUUACAAGGAAGUGAUUGUCUGACUUCCUUUGAAAGUAAUUUUAAGAACGACUUGUGCUCAAAAGCCAAGCAAAACGAAAGCCUUGUUGUGCCAAACAAUUAUCUGUAUGUGAAUUUUUCCUCCAAAAAAUCGGGUCCAUCUUCUUAUAUACACGUGGAGGUCAUACCUAAGUUAUGUUCCCCCACAUACCUGUCCGCAAAAGCAAUCAGUGACUCUAUACAAAUCGACUGGUUCUGGAAUGGCACGGAUGCCGACGCCCUUGUGUGUGUGAUCGAAUAUCUGGUAUAUCCUUCCACUGUACACUACCAAACAAUGGUCAACUGCAGCGAUAAUUCGUACAUAUUGGAUACCAGCCUCCAUAGGGGCCAGCUAUAUCAGAUUAGGAUGUUUGCAAAGACCUCUUUCUGGGAAAGUGAAAAGUUGGAUUACGUAAAUCUUACGUCAGAGUGUCAAAAUGAAGUUUUUCUCGGAAAGAACAAAGAAGCUACAAUCCUUUCAGAGGGUUACCCAUAUCAUCUACAGUCAUUUUCUUCUUGUCAAUGGAAGAUCAAUACAACAGCGGAUAAGUUCAUAAAACUUAUCAUCCGGGACUUUAAUUUAUGCUUGAAUUCGAAUAUCUGUCAGACAACAUGCCUGAAAAUUGACAAGGAAAUAAGACUCUGUCCAGGUUCUUCGAUUGAUGAAACGUAUUUGAUACAGAAAAACAACACAUUCAUCAUGUUCAAUUCCACUGAAGCAUUAAAUGGUCGGGGUUUCAACCUGUCAGUCAAAGCAGUUGAUUCUCCUCCCCCUUUUCUUGACCAAUUCUAUGUCGAGAGCAAACACAACCUUAUCAACAUUACGUGGAGUCCUUACGAUGGACAAAAAGACCUGUUGCGUUACCUUGUCACCUACAGUGUCAUACCUAACGUAGGACAUCACGUGAUCCCUGUUCGGGUCUUUGACACUUUAACAACAUACGUCAUUGACACGAAAGCUCACCAAGGCCAAUUGUUUGCAGUAAAAUUAUCUUAUCUAACCGAGGGUGGAGAGGGGACACCUUCAAAUGUAAAAAUCAUCCGGGCCUCAUGUGGACGUGCCGUGCAACUGCGCCAUAAUGAAAGUCUCACUAUACGGUCGCCGGAAGUUAAUGGUAGCUACCUUUCAAAUGUCUUUUGCAAGUGGAAUUUGUUGACGGAUCACGCACUCUGGUAUAAGUUUGAUAUUGUUAAAAUUGACAUCGAAAAUUCCCCAUUAUGUCAAAAAGAUUAUGUGGAAAUUCCGGGAAAUCAGAGGUUCUGUGGAAACGAGCCUGGUUCUAUGAUUAUAAGAGAUCACAGAGCCUCCAUAGCUUUUGUAACAGACGACAGCAAUUAUGCGACCGGAUUUACAGCAGUGUUUACAGCAGUUUAUCCACCAUCAGGUCGGCCUACGAAUGUAACCUUAACGUCAACACGAUAUGGCUUCUUUCUGAAAUGGGAGAAACCUUUGAUAAAUCCUAGUUAUGUGAGGGGGUAUCGGAUAAAUUACAGACGCCAGGAGAAGACCGAGGUCUCUGAAAUCAUUUUACCAUUCUAUGAGAAUAGUGCUUUUAUCAACACUCUGUCCUAUCCGGGAAUUGUAUUUGAAGUAUGGAUGUCUGCAAUUGGUGAAGCUGAAGAUAGCGAGUUUACUGAAAAGAUGCAGAUUUUGUCAGAUUGUGGAGAUUAUUUAACAAUAGAUAAAUCCCCCCAACUGAUCAGUACGCCAUUUUACCCACAAUUCCCCAGUGUCACGUGUCAGUGUUCAUGGACCUUGGAGUCUGUGCAUCAGUUAUCAUUCACUUUCUUGGAUACUCAUUAUGAAAACCAUACCACAAAUUCAACAGAAGACGACUUUCUAAUCAUAAACAAUACAAAGCAUUCUUUUUCGAAUUUAAGCAAAGGAAUGCAGUUUUUAUUCCUUAAAAAUGAAAUUGUAAAGAUCGAGAUUCGGACUAAGCAAACUAAUUUCUUAGCAGCAAUAAAACCAAUAUCUGACCAGGGUCCCUCAAUCCCAAGCAUCAAACGCUCAUCAUCUGCUAGCCGAAGACUUCAUCCUAGCUGACUAUUAACUGUUAUAUUGGGAACUAUGCUAUUGAGAACCACACUUUGAGUUAACAGUAAUAUAGAGAUGCAUCCUGUAGGACGGAAUCUGUCCCAAAAUGAAGACUUCGGAUUUCACUUCAGCUUAAC
This is a messenger RNA of Saccostrea echinata, 2561 nucleotides long. Its product is annotated as cubilin-like. NCBI's taxonomy places the organism in Eukaryota, Metazoa, Mollusca, Bivalvia, Ostreida, Ostreidae. The transcript is spliced from 11 exons. Gene Ontology annotation, molecular function: protein binding; serine-type endopeptidase activity. Bases 1 to 2433 code for a protein of 810 amino acids. The record is from RefSeq and is a predicted model, not a curated record.